AUGGUCUGCAGUUCAUGUUCUGUAGUAAUCUGUUACUUGACGUAUAUUUUAGAUGUCAGUGACAAAGACUGCGGUGAAAGCCCUGAUUUUGAUCAUCUACGUUUGUCAGGGCAGAGCAAAAAGAAGAAAAAGAAAAGAAGACACAGGACAAUUUUCACAAGCUACCAACUGGAUGAACUGGAGAAGGCAUUCAAAGAUGCACACUAUCCCGACGUGCAGACCAGAGAGAUACUGGCUAUGAAGACAAGUCUGCCAGAAGAUAGAAUACAGGUUUGGUUCCAGAAUAGAAGAGCUAAAUGGAGAAAAACCGAAAAGACAUGGGGUCGAAGCUCUAUCAUGGCGGAGUACGGACUGUACGGAGCUAUGGUCAGACAUUCACUACCACUUCCAGAAACAAUAGUGAAAAGUGCCAAGGAAGGAGUUCUUGAAUCGUCGGCACCAUGGCUUCUCAGCAUGUAUCGCAAAUCAGUGGAGGGAAAUGGCCAAAAGCCAAGUGAUAAAAACAGCCAGUCCACAGAUCCUGCCUGUGUUUCAGGAGAUGAGCAAGGGCAUGAAGACAGUGGCAACAGGAACCCUGAAGAUUUGAGAUCUGAAAGUAUAGCUGCCUUGAGGGCCCGAGCACAAGAGUACACUGCCAAAAACUUUGCAGUGACUUCUAACCAUGGAGACGAGACUAUGGACAGUGAUUUGAUGGACUCUGAUGAUGAAAACAGCUGUGAUUCUACACCACGACAUCCAUCUGAUGUGGACGAUGAAAAUGGAAUGGAUGUUGGUUUAUCAUCGGUAAAGUUAACUCCAGCAACAUUGAAAGAUCAGAAUAGACAUACUUCGUCAAGUAAAGGAUUUGAAACAAGGAAAAUUCAAGCUAAUAAAGAAGGUAACCAAACCAAUGCAGAAAGUGCUAUCAAAACGCACAGUGCGAAGUCGACCAAAGAUCGUGAAAGAGACUCGAAGAAUCCAGUACCCAUACCAUAUUCCGCAUCAGCACGAUAUGAGCUAGACACAAAUGGACACGUUCUUGUAGAUAACUACAGACCCUCUAGCAACGGCAGAAAAAACAACUUACCUAUCAUUGUUCAGCCAGACCAGCAGCUCAUCUCCACUAUUAACGCUCAAGGAACCAAAUCCAUGCUGGCUGCUUUUGGCAAUGGAUACAACUUUCACCAAACAAAUCCUGAGAUGAACUCAAAUCCAUCGAGACAAAAUAUUAUGAACAACGGUUUACUGUCUCCACCUUUCAGCUAUCUCAAUGGGCAUUUUGAUUCAGGCGGCCCUAGUAGCUCACACACUUCUGUGAAGACUUUACACCUACCUCUUGGUUAUCCCAGUCCAAAUUGGGGAAAUCCGUUCUCGGAAAUGUUCCCAGGAAUCACACAGGAGAAUAUGAAGACUUUCUCCUUCAUGAACACUUAUGGGUUUGGUCCGUUGGAUAAGCCAUCAUUGAAUGUACGAUCUUACUUAAACCCUAUACACACUAGUCCACGAGUAAAUCCUUCGGAAAGCGAGCUUGGGGAGAAGAACGUGUCGAUUAUUGCUCCAAGUUCGGUGAUAGCAUUGUAG
Candidula unifasciata is the source of this 1560-nucleotide messenger RNA. The record is from the annotation of a GenBank genome assembly. NCBI's taxonomy places the organism in Eukaryota, Metazoa, Mollusca, Gastropoda, Stylommatophora, Geomitridae.